Messenger RNA from Argentina anserina (silverweed cinquefoil), 543 nucleotides. RefSeq lists its product as uncharacterized. The transcript has 4 exons. Lineage: Eukaryota; Viridiplantae; Streptophyta; Magnoliopsida; Rosales; Rosaceae. The coding region runs from base 1 to 543 and encodes 180 amino acids. The record is from RefSeq and is a predicted model, not a curated record.
AUGGCUUUCGUUUCCUUCCCAGUCAUUACCAAUAACCCUGUAUACAGGAAUACCAUGCAUAUUUCAUAUGUUAAUCCUGCCUAUACCAUCCAUAAAAGCCAACCUUGGAUUCAAAGAUGGCAUAGAGAGUUGCUGGUGUUGCCGAUAUCCUGUGCUAAAGACUCACCAGAAGGUGCAGGUGGAGAAGAUCAUCAACCGGAUCCACGAGCUCUCGAAACAUUGCUGAAGCUUUACAAUGCCAUGAAGAACAAAAAUAUUGUCGAGUUAUCAGAGAUCAUAGCAGAUGAACCCGAGUGUGUCGGCAACUUAUCCUCGAUCGUCCAACCCCUUCGAGGGAAGAAGGUAAAGUUGAGUUACAGAGCCUAUAAUCUAAUCGGACACCUAGGAAGUGAAAUUGAGUUUUUUGUAAAACCAACAUUGCACGAUGGGAUGAAAGUCGGUCUUCAGUGGGGCGUACAGUGGAACAAAACACGCAUGCCUUUUGGAAAGGGUUUUAGCUUCUAUACAUCCCACCAUUAUAAGGGGAAGGUGGCAAUAAAGUGA